Messenger RNA from Cucurbita maxima (winter squash), 2929 nucleotides. RefSeq names its product diacylglycerol kinase 1-like. NCBI's taxonomy places the organism in Eukaryota, Viridiplantae, Streptophyta, Magnoliopsida, Cucurbitales, Cucurbitaceae. Gene Ontology annotation, molecular function: ATP-dependent diacylglycerol kinase activity. The record is from RefSeq and is a predicted model, not a curated record. The transcript has 8 exons. Bases 487 to 2673 code for a protein of 728 amino acids.
AAAAACGAAAAAAACAAAGGAGGAAAGGUGAUAGAACACCAGACUUCCAUCUCAAAAUUCUCAAAUCCGAACCUUUCUCCCGACAUCGAAAGCUUCGGAUUUGGGACUUGUUUCGAUUCCUAGGAUUGAAGGAAUAGCGCGUUUGUACCAUUCGAAGAUCGAGUUAGGUUUUCCUGUGAUCGGGGCAUUUGAUCCUGUUGUUCAUUCAUUGUUUUCAGUGGUAUGCGAUUGUCUAUCAAUAUUUUAUUUGAUUCCUUGGAAAUGUGGUGGGGGUUUACAUCUGUGAUAUUGAGAUGUGAAAAGAUUUUAUAGUGAGUUACCACCUAUAUAUUGGUAAUGUCAUUAUCAAGUUGGCUAAAUUAUUAAGAUUUGGUUCAUCAUUUGAUUUGGACUACAUUUGGGCGGUAAGAAGCUGUCAUUUGUCUUGAGCUAAAUUUCUUGUUUCAGCCAUUAGAUGGUUUUCUUUUCAUAUCCGUGACCAAAAGGAUGGAUGAGGCCUGGGAAAUUGGAUUGUUGUUCCCUAGUUGGAAUAGCAAGAACCCAACUGAUCGUAUUUUUGUUAUUUCUUGCCUUAGUGCUGCCAUCAUUGGAAUUUUUACCGUAGCCCUUACAGCCUUUCUAUGGCAAAGAAAUAUCAAUUUGAGUUGGAUGAAAGCUAUAGCCAGGUCGAAGAGAGACCCAAAGAAAGCUAAUAAAGUUCCUGUAGCUGCACACUACUGGAUUCUUGAAUCUGUAUCUCGUGGAAAGAAUUUGAGUUGUUGUGCAUGCUUAAAGUUUGUGUCCCCUUCACAGACUCUUGGUCCUACGGCUGCUUCAGAUAGUUUUAUUCACCGUUGCAACAUUUGUGGUGCUGCAGCUCACCUAAACUGUUCUUCUAGUGCUCAAAAGGAUUGCAAGUGUGUAUCUAUGAUCGGCUUUGAGCAUGUGAUGCACCAAUGGGCUGUUAGGUGGACUGAGAUUACUGAUCAAUCUGAUGAAGCCUCUUUCUGCAGUUACUGUGAAGAACCAUGUAGUGGGUCUUUUCUUGGUGGUUCUCCAAUAUGGUGUUGCUUAUGGUGCCAACGUCUAGUGCAUGUCGAUUGCCAUAGUAGUAUGUGUAAUGAAACAGGUGAUAUUUGUGACUUAGGUUCAUUUAGAAGGUUGAUUCUGUCACCACUUUAUGUCAAGGAGUCGAUUAGGACGUCCUCUGGUGGAUUUUUGAGUUCCAUCACCCACGGAGCAAAUGAGAUUGCAUCCUCGGUGCGUGCAAGUAUAAGGAGUCAGGGGAAGAAGAACAAACAUGGACGUAAAUCAUCUGUUUAUACAGGAACAAGUGGUAGUACUUGUGGUCUGUCUACUGAAAGCACAGCUGAUUCUCAUCACACGGCUAAUGGUUAUAAUGGAACUGAAAGAAACUGUAAUGGUAGCAGAACUUCAGAGGUUCAGCAUCAAAAUGGUUAUAUAGAUGACAAAAAUGUUUCAAAUCCAAACAUAAAAAAAUAUUCUUCAUUCAAUCAGAAAGAUGUAUCCCAUAUAGUAGGAAUGAACCUGAGAUACGAGGUGAUUGAGUUUCCUCCAGAUUCACGUCCCUUGCUAGUACUUAUAAACAAGAAAAGUGGAGCCCGUCGUGGAGAUUCUCUCAAGCAACGGUUAAACAUUCUUUUGAAUCCUGUCCAGGUUUUUGAGUUGAGUUCUGAACAAGGGCCUGCAUCUGGUCUUUGUUUAUUCAGAAAGGUGCCACACUUCAAGGUUCUUGUAUGUGGGGGCGAUGGAACUGUUGGUUGGGUUCUAGAUUGUAUAGACAAACAAAAUUUUGUUUCACCUCCCCCAGUUGCUAUUCUUCCUGCUGGAACAGGAAAUGAUCUCGCUAGAGUACUAAACUGGGGUGGUGGUUUGGGCUCAGUGGAGAGACAGGGAGGUCUUUGUACGGUCUUGCAUCAUGUAGAAAAUGCUGCAGUGACCGUUCUUGACCGUUGGAAGGUGGCAAUAGUGGAUCAACAUGGACAGCAGCUCAAAGCUCCACAAUUUAUGAAUAAUUAUCUCGGAAUUGGAUGUGAUGCGAAGGUUGCCCUUGACAUACAUAAUUUGCGGGAGGAAAAUCCAGAAAAAUUUUAUAACCAGUUUAUGAACAAAGUUCUAUAUGCAAGAGAAGGAGCCAGGAGCAUAAUGGAUAGGUCAUUUGCAGAUAUUCCAUGGCAAGUUCGGGUGGAGGUGGAUGGUGUAGAGGUAGAGGUUCCUGAGGAUGCAGAAGGUGUGCUUGUUACGAACAUUGGAAGCUACAUGGGCGGUGUGGAUCUUUGGCAUAAUGAGGAUGAAACUUCUGAUAAUUUUGAUCCGCAGUCCAUGCAUGAUAAAGAACUGGAAGUUGUCAGCAUAUCUGGAACCUGGCACCUCGGAAAGCUACAGGUGGGUCUUUCACGAGCUAGAAGACUUGCACAGGGCAAGUCGAUUAGGAUACAAUUGUGUGCAGCAUUGCCUGUUCAAAUCGAUGGAGAGCCUUGGUUUCAGAACCCGUGUACUCUAGUCAUAUCCCACCAUGGACAGGCCUUCAUGUUGAAAAAGGCAAUAGAGGAGCCUCUAGGCCACGCAGCUGCAAUUAUGACUGAUGUUCUGGAGAGUGCUGAAUCUAAUAAUGUAAUUAAUACUUCACAAAAGCGAGUACUCCUCCAAGAAAUGGCAAUAAGGCUAACUUGAAAGUUUCUUUUUAGUCAUUCCUGUAAUGAUCAGGGCUUUGAGUACGAAUCAUAUAUUUUUAGCUUUUUAUGCCACCCUUCACAUCUCUCCAUAGAGGUAGAUGUAAGAUCUUGUGGCUAUUCUUUUGUUUUGUUCUGUUUUGUUUUGUUUUUCAAUUAUGUUUUCCCAUGAUGGGUAUUAGCUGAGGCAUGAUUGUAUAUCAACGAUAUCUGUUAUAUCAAUAUAUUGAUAUACAUAGAGUUUCCUUGCAUGCUCA